Molecule: messenger RNA, 882 nt
Organism: Lathyrus sativus (Indian pea)
Lineage: Eukaryota; Viridiplantae; Streptophyta; Magnoliopsida; Fabales; Fabaceae
Source: the annotation of a GenBank genome assembly
AUGGUUCAUUUGUUAAACUAUGAUCCUUGUUCCUAUUUCACCAGGGCUUUUUGCCAAUACCCUUGUUAUUCUGAGGUUAAGAGAAGUGUUAGGUUUAAUGUUAAAGCCUGUUUUGAUAGCUGUAAUAAUAUUGGAAAUGAUAAUGUUAAUGCGAAAAGAGUGUUUUUGAAGGAGAAGAAAAAUGGAAAUUCUGCUAAUGUUGAGCAUAGAUCACAAGGUGGAAGUCAUAAUAAACCUUUUUGUUUCCCUGAUUAUCAGUUUUCGCAGAAACUUGUAGUUGCGGUGGAUGUUGAUGAAGUAUUAGGAAACUUUGUGUCGGCUCUGAACGAGUUCAUAGCAGAUCGAUACUUGUCAAAUUAUUCGGUGUCUGAGUAUCAUGUGUACGAGUUCUUCAAGAUAUGGAACUGUUCGCGAGAUGAAGCUAAUAGUCGCGUUCAUGAGUUUUUUGAGACACCAUAUUUCAAGUCGGGGAUCCAACCUCUCCCGGGUGCUCAAAUGACCCUGCAGAAAUUAUCAAGAUUUUGCAACCUCUCAGUUGUAACAUCUCGACAGAAUGCAAUCAAGGAUCAUACACUUGAGUGGAUAGAGAAUAACUUUUCAGGUUUGUUUGAUGAGAUUCACUUUGGAAAUCAUUUCGCACUUGAUGGAGGGUCAAGGCCAAAGUCAGAGAUUUGUAGGUCUUUAAACGCAAAGGUUCUUAUUGACGAUAACCCAAGUUACGCAAUCGAGUGUGCUGAAGCAGGUAUUAGAGUCCUACUUUUCGAUUACGAAAAUUCGUAUCCUUGGUCUAAGACUGAGUUUGCGGAGCAACAUCCUCUGGUGCACAAAGUCGAGAAUUGGGAAGAAGUUGAACAAGAAUUAAUGUCAUUGAUAGUUUCAUAG